AUGGCCAACCAUCACCAUGCGGGCCUUCCUCAUAGUAGUGCCAGACCGUCGUCUUCGAAAUCAGCUUCCAUGUCAGCCAACAUUGUGGGCGUGCAUUAUCGAGUGGGCAAGAAAGUAGGUGAAGGUAGCUUUGGCGUCUUGUACGAAGGUACCAAUCUGCUCAAUAAUCAGUCCGUGGCCAUCAAGUUUGAAGCUCGCAAGUCUGAAGCCCCUCAGUUGAGAGACGAAUACCGAACAUACAAAAUCCUAUCCGGUUUACCGGGUGUGCCCAGUACAUAUUACUUUGGACAAGAAGGCCAGCAUAAUAUCCUUGUGAUUGAUUUACUUGGUCCGAGUCUCGAGGAUGUUUUUGACAUGUGUGGUCGCAAAUUCUCUGUCAAAACAGUGGCAAUGCUUGCGAAACAAAUGCUGCAUCGAGUAGAAAAUGUCCAUGAGCGAAACUUGAUCUAUCGAGACAUCAAACCAGACAAUUUUCUCAUUGGUCGACCACGAACAAAGAACGCCAACACCGUUUAUUUGAUCGACUAUGGCAUGGCGAAGCUCUAUCGAGAUCCCAAGACGAAGCAGCACAUCCCUUAUAGAGAACGAAGAAGCUUAUCUGGAACGGCAAGAUACAUGAGCAUCAAUACUCAUUUGGGAAGAGAGCAAUCAAGGCGUGAUGAUCUUGAAUCACUUGGCCAUGUCUUUAUGUAUUUUCUACGCGGAUCACUUCCAUGGCAAGGUCUUAAGGCAGCAACAAACAAGCAAAAGUAUGAAAAGAUCGGCGAUAAGAAGCAGACUACAUCAAUCAAGGAUUUAUGUGGAGGAUUCCCUGAGGAGUUUGGCAUUUACUUGCAAUACGUGCGCAAGCUUGGCUUUGAAGAAAAACCUGAUUACGAGUUUCUACGUGAACUAUUCGACAAAGUGCUACGACGCAUGGAUGAAACAAGUGAUGGUAUUUAUGAUUGGAUGCUGUUGAAUAACGGCAAGGGAUAUGAGCACCGAUCCUCAUCUGAUGGAAAGCAUAAACGACAGCAACAGCAACAAAAUACACGAGAAGCGACAUCACGGCUUGCAUUAUCACCUGGUAGUCAUACUCGACAAUCGAACCAGCCCAAUACCCAUCAACGAAAAGCAUCACAGACAUCACAACCACGUCCACAAAUCAACACAAACACCACCAUCACAGGCACAACAUUACCCGUCAUGCCCCAACCUACAUUAUCAGCUCCCCUACAUGGAGAUAAGCAGCAUCAUGUCACUUCAUCUUGUACUCCUAUGAUUCAAGACCAGUCUUUGGGACAUGGCAUAGACGAGGAUACCCAGCACAAAGAACAUCGUGGAUUUUGGCAAGGAUUUAUGGCAUUUGUUACAUGCGGCACAAUGGGCCAUACAUAA
Lichtheimia ornata is the source of this 1377-nucleotide messenger RNA. RefSeq lists its product as uncharacterized. NCBI's taxonomy places the organism in Eukaryota, Fungi, Mucoromycota, Mucoromycetes, Mucorales, Lichtheimiaceae. The transcript has 7 exons. The record is from RefSeq and is a predicted model, not a curated record. Gene Ontology annotation, cellular component: nucleus; cytoplasm. Gene Ontology annotation, biological process: peptidyl-serine phosphorylation; endocytosis; signal transduction. Bases 1 to 1377 code for a protein of 458 amino acids. Gene Ontology annotation, molecular function: ATP binding; protein serine/threonine kinase activity.